AUGAGGUCUCUCCUUCUUAUCAGUGCCCUCGCCGGGCCUGCGAUUGCCCAGGGCAGCGCCUGGGCCCAAUGCGGCGGCGUGGGCUGGACAGGCGCCACCACCUGUGUCAGCGGAUACACAUGCGUCAAGUCGAACGAGUACUACAGUCAGUGCCUGCCGAGCACCGCCACGACAACAGCAGCCAGCACUCUGAAGACGUCGACGAAAGCCUCGACAAGCACGAACGCAGCAACUACCACAACGGCUUCUACAGUGAAGGCGACGACAGCAACGGCAACAGCAACUGCUCCUGCAGCCAGCGGCAGCGGCAACGGCACCGGCCUCACCUGGCUCGGUGUUAAUGAAUCAGGUGGCGAGUUUGGACAGGGCUCCAUUCCUGGUGCCUACGGUACCGACUUUAUCUUCCCGUCCGACAGCACCAUAGACACCCUAGUCGCCGAAGGUUAUAACAUCUUCCGCGUGCCCUUCCUCAUGGAGCGCAUGGCGCCCUCGGGCCUGACGGGCACGUUUAGCGCCGCCUACCUGGCCAAUUAUACGGCGAGCAUCGAAUACAUCACGUCAGCCGGCGCGUACGCCGUGUUGGACCCGCACAACUUCGGCCGUUACAACGGCGCCAUCAUGAACGACACGGCCGGGUUCCAGACCUUCUGGAAGACACUGGCCACCGCCUUCGCCGACAAUGCCAAGGUCAUAUUCGACACAAACAACGAGUACCAUGACGAAGACCAGACGGUCGUGCUCAACAUGAACCAGGCCGCCAUCGACGGCAUCCGUGCCGCGGGGGCCACCUCGCAGUACAUCUUCGUCGAGGGCAACUCGUACUCGGGCGCCUGGACCUGGACUACCGUGAACACCAACCUGGCUGCUUUGACCGACACCGAGGACAAGAUCGUCUACGAGAUGCACCAGUACCUCGACUCGGACGGCUCAGGCACCUCCGACGUCUGCGUCUCGAGCACCAUUGGCGCUGAGCGUAUUUCCGAUGCCACGGCAUGGCUCCAGGCCAACGGCAAGAAGGGCAUUAUUGGCGAAUUCGCCGGUGGCGCCAACACGCAGUGCAAGUCCGCUAUCGUGGGCAUGCUAGACCAGCUCAAGGCCAACUCUGACGUCUGGAUGGGUGCCAUGUGGUGGGGAGGAGGCCCAUGGUGGGGCGACUACAUCUAUUCGUUCGAGCCGCCGAGUGGUGUAGCAUACUCGUACUAUGACUCGGUUCUCAAGGGCUACGCCCCCUGA
Pseudomassariella vexata is the source of this 1233-nucleotide messenger RNA. RefSeq names its product cellulase. Gene Ontology annotation, cellular component: extracellular region. Lineage: Eukaryota; Fungi; Ascomycota; Sordariomycetes; Amphisphaeriales; Pseudomassariaceae. The record is from RefSeq and is a predicted model, not a curated record. The transcript has 2 exons. Gene Ontology annotation, biological process: glucan catabolic process. Bases 1 to 1233 code for a protein of 410 amino acids. Gene Ontology annotation, molecular function: hydrolase activity, hydrolyzing O-glycosyl compounds; cellulose binding.